This is a messenger RNA of Aaosphaeria arxii CBS 175.79, 1496 nucleotides long. Its product is annotated as NAD(P)-binding protein. The record is from RefSeq and is a predicted model, not a curated record. The coding region runs from base 392 to 1390 and encodes 332 amino acids. The transcript has 3 exons. NCBI's taxonomy places the organism in Eukaryota, Fungi, Ascomycota, Dothideomycetes, Pleosporales.
AUGUAGAUGCCUGGGAGAUGGCUUGAUGGCUUUGUUUUGUAGAUGGAUUCGUCCGGUGGUUGUGAGCUCUGGUUGCUUCUGUGGGUGCGUUUUGGCUGGUUCGGGACGUCUGAAUGGCUACUGUCGAGAAGGUGGGUUACAGAAAUGGCGUUGGUGAUACGCGGCCAAUUACUUGAUGAUGUCUGGGAGGUAUUAGUAUGGAAUCCGCGGGUUGCGAAGGAUGGUCGAGGGCGGGAGGAGUGUUUGUAUAAAGAUGGCAUGCGUGGAUCCCGAGGAGGAGAUAUACAGAGACAUCAAUCUUCUACUCUUCCAUCUUGAAACCAUUCGCACAUCUACGACGACUUGUGUACUUGAACACAUAUAAUUCUAUCAAUUGGAAUAUUCCACUACAAUGUCAUCCAAACUUAUCACCAUUUUCGGCGCAACAGGAGCGCAAGGCUCGUCGGUCUUGCAAUCCUUACAAUCCAACACCAACAAAUCCUUCAAGCUGCGUGCCAUCACCCGCAAUCCAUCCUCCGACUCCGCACUCAAGAUCUCUUCGUCGGGCGUCGAAGUGGUCAAGGCGGAUGGAUGGGACAAAGAGUCCUUGGUCGCGGCUUUCAAAGGCUCCUGGGGCGUGUUCGUGAACACUAACAGCGACGACGCGGUUUUUGAGAAUCCGGAGGAGAAGAGGACGGAACUUGAUCUUGGGAGGAUUGUUGUCGAUGCUGCGGUUGAGGCAGGGGUGAGUGUGUUUGUUUAUAGUGGGAUGGCGUCUGCGAGGGAGACUACGGAGGGGAAGAUUCCUGUCCAGGCGUUUGAUGAAAAACAUGCCAUUGGUGAAUAUGCCAAGUCUACUGGAGCCUUUCAAUCUACCGCCAUAGUGUCCCCCGGAUGGUACUUUGAGAACUUUCUCAGUCCUGAGAUGGCGGGUGUGUUCGGUGGGUUCCCGUACACGCCAUCCGACGAUGGUACUUUGGUAUUCAAGGCUCCGACGUGGGGUGGGAAGGAAGAUAUUCCUUUCAUCGCGAUUGCCAAUGACUACGGAGACAUCGUCCAUGGCGUCUUCCUCGAUCCGGAACGCUGGAAUGGCAAGUUAGUGCAGGGUGUCAGCGACAUUUCCUCGUUGCCAGAUAUGAUUGAGGGUUUUGAGAAAGUUACGGGCAAGAAAGCUCGGUUCGAAGAGAUUCCGUGGAAAGACCUGGAGACGUAUGGUAUUCGUGCAUUGGACACCGUAAAGCAUAUGUUCGGAUUCUGUCAAGAGUCAGGUGGUCGAUACUACGGUGUCGUGACGGACAGUAAGGCUACGGCCGAGCUGAAGAAGAGCGGUGCCGAAGCCAGAGGGAAGAGUGGUCAAGAUGUGGAAUUGCUGACCUUGCAGAAGUUCUUCAAGGAAAACUUCAGCAAUUAGACCAUUUCCAAGGGCAAUCUGUCUUUGCUAGGCUGUAUUGGUUUCGUUUAGUUUUACAUAGUAUCUUCUUCUAAUGAACUGUACUCUGUGGUAUGUUGCAAUGAGC